Leptosia nina is the source of this 741-nucleotide messenger RNA. The record is from the annotation of a GenBank genome assembly. NCBI's taxonomy places the organism in Eukaryota, Metazoa, Arthropoda, Insecta, Lepidoptera, Pieridae.
AUGGCUCGAGAAAGUAGUGCCGGCUUUGAUCGACACAUUACAAUUUUCUCACCAGAGGGAAGAUUGUACCAAGUCGAGUAUGCUCUUAAAGCAAUUAACCAAGGUGGUCUGACGUCUGUAGCACUGCGAGGCGCAGACGCAGCAGUGGUGGCAGCCCAGCGCAAGGUCCCCGAUCGCCUCUUGGAUCCGCAAUCUGUUACUCACCUUUUCAGACUCACUGAUCGUAUCGGUUGUGUAAUGACUGGAAUGACAGCGGACAGUAAAUCUCAAGUACAGCGAGCUCGUUAUGAGGCAGCCAACUGGCAAUACAAGUAUGGUACAGAGAUCCCAGUCCACAUCCUUUGCCGCCGCAUUGCAGAUAUAUCUCAGGUUUACACUCAAAAUGCUGAGAUGAGACCUCUCGGUUGUAGCAUGAUGUUAAUAGCGUAUGACGACGAGAGCGGUGCAAGCGUGUACAAAACAGAUCCGUCGGGGUACUACUGCUCAUAUGCGGCGGUAGCCGCCGGGGCCAAGGCCACGGACGCUAAUGCCUACCUCGAAAAGAAACUAAAAAAACGUGCGGACCUCUCCACCGACGACGCGGUGCAACUCGCCAUCUCGUGUCUUUCGCACGUGUUGUCCGUCGAUUUCAAGAGCUCCGAGAUCGAAGUGGGCAUUGUCACCAAGGAAGAUCCCAAGUUUAAGGUUCUGGCAGAAAAUGAGAUAGAUAGACAUCUAACAGCUAUCUCGGAAAAGGACUGA